CCUAGCUCAGUCCAACCAACUCCACUACCUCCUAUAUUAUCUUCCCUAACCCUCCCUCCCCAUCACUGUCUGGCUUCUUAGUCCUUUCUUCCAAGUACAAGAAUGGAAGCUUAGCUUCCCUCCUUCUUUUUUUUUUUUUUUUUAGUUCAGACCAUGCAUUUUCUUGUUGAACAACAUAUAUAUAACUUUAUUUAGCACUAAAUUAGUAUGGAGGACUUACUUUGUCAUGAGGCAUGGCUUUCGAGUCUUGAAACUCCUCCUGAACAUUUCCAUGAACGCAGAGGAUGGAUUUUGGAUGGGGAUGUUGGUUCAUUUUAUUUGACAAAGGAAGAGUCUAAGCAAGCACUUACAAUGUGCCUUGAGAAGGAGUUCAGUUUCAUGCCUGAACCUGGAUAUGAGGAAUAUCUUCGUUCUCAUGGUUUGGUUGUUGCUAGAUUUAGAGCAGUUCUAUGGCUUGUCAAGUCUCGUCCUCGGUUCAACCUCUCCAUAGAAACUGUUUUCAAUGCUGUAAAUUACCUGGAUAGAUUCAUAUCUACGACUCAUUUCCAUGGAUGGAAAUAUUGGAUGAUUGACUUACUAUCUGUGGCAUGUUUCUCCGUUGCCUCCAAGUUCAAUGAAACCUCAACGCCACCCUUGCAUGAAAUUCAGAUGGUAGGCCUGGACCAUUCGUUUCGAUCUAGCACAAUCCAACGUAUGGAAUUGGCUCUGAUGCGAGCAUUAAAAUGGCGCCUUGGAUGCACAACUACUUAUUCGUACGUGGAGCUGAUGACACCAAUUAUCAUCUCCAAGAAACCUAACCUAAUUCACAAGGACUUAAUCAAUCAAGUCACGAAAAUGCUUCUCUGCGCUCUAUUAGAUUUGAAAUUGCUGGAAUUUCCACCAAGUGUGAUUGCUGCAUCAGCUAUAUGGAACAGUCUACAGGAAUUAAUUCCAUCCUCUGAUGAUGCCCAUUUUGCUGAACUUUCUAGUCUUCUUAAUCAACAACAGAAGCAGGAUGGGGUUAUCAAGUGCCAUGAGAUUAUGCAAGCAUGGUCGGGUGACCCAUUCUUCAAUCUUCUAAAUGCUUCUGAUGAUGAGUACCGCUGCUACCACCCUUCAAGUCCUGUAACAGUCUUGCUCAAGGAUCCAAUUCAUGUCGAUGAUUGUCAAGUUGAUCUAUCUCUCUUUAACCUGCCUGCUGGUUCAAUAGUAAUCGAUAUUGAAUCAUGUGGAGAAAAAGGGAAAAGGGAAGAAGAGUAGAGAAUUACGCACAGAGAUAUAUAAAUGGCAUUUCCAGGGCCGUGUGGCGUGCCAUAUAUAUUAUUCGUAUGCUUCUGCUGUGGAAUACACAUCUCCUUCUUGC
Molecule: messenger RNA, 1342 nt
Organism: Rubroshorea leprosula
Lineage: Eukaryota; Viridiplantae; Streptophyta; Magnoliopsida; Malvales; Dipterocarpaceae
Source: the annotation of a GenBank genome assembly